ACAGCUCGUAAAUCUACUGGAGGAAAGGCUCCACGUAAGCAAUUGGCUACCAAGGCUGCACGUAAGAGUGCUCCAUCCACCGGUGGUGUCAAGAAACCACAUCGUUAUCGCCCAGGUACCGUCGCUCUUCGUGAAAUUCGUCGCUACCAAAAGUCGACCGAAUUGUUGAUCCGCAAGUUGCCGUUCCAACGUUUGGUGCGUGAAAUUGCACAGGAUUUCAAGACCGACUUGCGUUUCCAAUCGGCUGCCAUCGGCGCUUUGCAAGAAGCAUCCGAAGCAUACUUGGUUGGUUUGUUUGAAGACACCAAUUUGUGCGCCAUCCACGCCAAACGUGUCACCAUCAUGCCGAAGGACAUCCAACUCGCUCGUCGUAUCCGAGGCGAACGUGCUUAAGCAAAUACCAUAAGAAUAUACAUUUUUUCAAACUUUUCACAUUACAAAUAUAAAUUUGAUAAGAAACAUAACAUUUGACUAAUAAAAACCAUGAAUAAAUUAACGAAGUCCGAAUCAAUUGAAAUAUUAUAAACGGAAAA
This is a messenger RNA of Contarinia nasturtii (swede midge), 533 nucleotides long. Its product is annotated as histone H3.3. The transcript has 2 exons. The record is from RefSeq and is a predicted model, not a curated record. Gene Ontology annotation, cellular component: nucleosome. The annotation marks the transcript as partial. Gene Ontology annotation, molecular function: DNA binding; protein heterodimerization activity; structural constituent of chromatin. Lineage: Eukaryota; Metazoa; Arthropoda; Insecta; Diptera; Cecidomyiidae.